Mesoplodon densirostris (Blainville's beaked whale) is the source of this 1341-nucleotide messenger RNA. RefSeq names its product phytanoyl-CoA 2-hydroxylase (gene PHYH). Bases 79 to 1092 code for a protein of 337 amino acids. Gene Ontology annotation, biological process: fatty acid alpha-oxidation. The record is from RefSeq and is a predicted model, not a curated record. The transcript is spliced from 9 exons. NCBI's taxonomy places the organism in Eukaryota, Metazoa, Chordata, Mammalia, Artiodactyla, Ziphiidae. Gene Ontology annotation, molecular function: phytanoyl-CoA dioxygenase activity.
CGCCGCGCGGAGGCGGGGUCGCCCGCAGAGUUAAGUGCGGCCGAGGCCGGGCCACCGGGUGUCCCCCCGCCCGAUGCCAUGGACAAGGAUCGCGCCUCCGCCCGCCUGCGCGUCUUGCUGCGACACCUCGGCGGCCGCUCGGCCGGGGCCGUCAUAGCGCACCACACUUCAGGGACUGUUUCUCCUGCCAGCUUCCAUCCUCAACAAUUCCAGUAUACUCGGGAUAAUAAUGUUCUAAGCCUAGAACAGAGAAAAUUUUAUGAAGAAAAUGGAUUUCUUGUCAUUAAAAAUUUGGUGUCUGAUGCUGAUAUUCAGUAUUUUAGGGAAGAGUUUGAAAGAAUCUGCAGAAAGGAGGUGAAACCACUGGGAUUGAUGGUGAUGAGAGAUGUGACCAUUGCAAAAUCAGAGUAUGUGCCAAGUGAGAAAGUGAUUACCAAGGUCCAAGAUUUCCAAGAAGAUAAGGAACUCUUCAGAUACUGCACCCUCCCUGAGAUUCUGAAAUAUGUGGAGUGCUUCACUGGACCCAAUAUUAUGGCCAUGCAUACAAUGCUGAUAAACAAACCUCCAGAUUCUGGCAAGAAGACAUCCCGUCACCCCUUGCACCAGGAUCUGCACUAUUUCCCCUUCAGGCCCAGCAAUAGCAUCGUUUGUGCCUGGACAGCCAUGGAGCACAUCGACCGGAACAACGGCUGUCUGGUUGUGCUCCCAGGGACACACAAAGGCCCCUUGAAAACACACGAUUAUCCCCAGUGGGAGGGAGGGGUUAACAUCAUGUUCCACGGGAUCCAGGACUAUGACAAAAAUAAUGACCGGGUGCACCUCCUGAUGGAGAAAGGAGACACCGUUUUCUUUCAUCCUUUGCUCAUCCAUGGAUCUGGUCGGAACAAAAGUCAAGGAUUCCGGAAGGCAAUUUCCUGCCAUUUUGCGGAUGCCAACUGCCACUACAUCGACGUGAAGGGUACCAGUCAAGAAAACAUUGGAGAGGAAGUUUUAGAGGUAGCCAGUAAAAUCCAUGGAGUGAAAGACGUCAGCCUGAAGGAUGUUUGGAGAUUUCGAGCACGCGUUGUGAAAGGAGAAAGAAUCAACCUUUGAAAUAGCCCUUUGCUCGAACUCUUUUCAAGAAAACCAGGAUGGAACAAGGUCUCGGAGGAAAACCUUUUCUCAAUGAGAUGAUGUAAUCUUUUCUAUCCACUUGAUAGCAAAAUCGAAGUGCACAGAUCCGGUACUUAAUUGCAUACGGGUAAUUCUGCAGCACGGUGGCGUGGCUUUAAUGGACAUAAAAUUAGUAAAAGUGAAAUAUUACUGUUUUAAGGAAAACUUGGGGUUGCAACUAAUAAAGGU